Coccinella septempunctata (seven-spotted ladybird) is the source of this 1879-nucleotide messenger RNA. It is a transcript of the gene hyx, whose product is annotated as parafibromin. Gene Ontology annotation, biological process: transcription elongation by RNA polymerase II; positive regulation of transcription elongation by RNA polymerase II. The record is from RefSeq and is a predicted model, not a curated record. Gene Ontology annotation, molecular function: RNA polymerase II complex binding. The coding region runs from base 137 to 1690 and encodes 517 amino acids. Gene Ontology annotation, cellular component: Cdc73/Paf1 complex. Lineage: Eukaryota; Metazoa; Arthropoda; Insecta; Coleoptera; Coccinellidae. The transcript is spliced from 9 exons.
UUUUCAGUGCUCUUUGUGAUGUUGCGUUUGUGCGGAUGGCAGUGUUUUGACCGAUGCUCUUAACUUAAGCCUUCUCUGUGUUAGCAGAGGUACGCUUUUUGGUGUUGGUGCAAUAAAUUUGUAAAUAGUUGUAAUAAUGGCUGACCCACUAAGUUUACUUCGUCAAUAUAAUGUAAAUAAAAAGGAAAUUAUUGAGAGAGAUGGUCAAAUAAUAUUCGGAGAAUUUUCAUGGCCGAAAAAUGUAAAAACUAAUUAUUUGAUGUAUGGAUCUGGAAAAGAUGGAGUUCCUAAGGAAUAUUAUACUCUUGAAUGUUUAUUGUUCAUCUUGAAAAAUACAAACUUAACACAUCCAGUUUAUGUAAGAGAAGCUGCUGGAGAAAGUAUCCCUGCUGUAAGAAGACCAGAUCGUAAAGAACUUUUGUCAUAUUUAAAUGGAGAAACACUUACUUGCUCUGCUAUUGAUAAGAGUGCCCCUCUUGAACUUCCCACACAGGUGAAAAGAUCAGCAGACUACGAUGCAUCAGACAUUGUUUCUAAAAAACCUCGUUUGGAGGAUUCCCAAGUUCAAAAAGUCAGAGAAAAGCUUGCUGCUAGGCUCAAUGCACCGAAAGAAUCUACAGUUACUGUUACUGAUAACAUUAAAUCUUUAUCAGAAGCUAUGUCCGUUGAGAAAAUCGCUGCUAUCAAAGCUAAACGUUUAGCUAAGAAAAGGACGACGAUCAAAGGUAAUGAUGAUAUAGGACAGGAGUACGACAUCAAAGCUAUACUAGAGUUUGAUGUUGAUAUAACCAAGGAUAUCAUAAGUAGGGAAAGGCAGUGGAGAACUAGAACGACUAUCUUGCAGUCUAGUGGCAAAACAUUCGCGAAAAAUAUUCUUGCAAUGUUACAUAGUAUCAAAGCUAGAGAGGAAGGAAGACAAAGACCAGUGCCUCAAGCGCCUAUUAUUACUCCUCGUCAAACGCCAAUAAGGCCGGCUACACAGCCGUCUGUUUACAGCAGAUACGAUCAGGAAAGGUUCAACAGACUGAAAGAAGAGACUGAGGGCUUCAAGAUCGAUACUAUGGGAACGUACCAUGGUAUGACAUUGAAAUCUGUGACUGAAGGAUCAGCUAAAGCUAAACAACAGAUGCCUCAGCCCCAAGCGCCAGUAUCUGCAAGCAAUAACAGGCCACAACAAGGCGGUAUGCCCCCGAAGAAAAUAUCCAGAACCCCAAUCAUAAUCAUUCCAGCUGGGGCCAAUUCAUUGAUAUCUAUGUACAAUGUUAAAGAUAUUUUGCAAGAUUUGAAGUUUGUUACUGUUGAGCAAAAAAAGGCUGAAGGUGGUAAGAGAGACAGCGAGGUCCUGAUUCAGAGAAGAAGAAACGACCAGACGGUUCCGUACCGUGUGGUGGACAAUCCUGCUAAACUGCGUCCGAUUGACUGGGAUAGGGUUGUCGCAGUCUUUGUGAUGGGUCCUGCAUGGCAGUUUAAGGGUUAUCCGUGGGAAAAUCCCACCGAGAUAUUCGCCAAAGUUGCGGCUUUCCACUUGAAAUACGAUGAAAUGAGAUUGGAUGCCAAUGUCGCCAAAUGGGCGGUGACAGUUUUAGAACUAUCGAGGACAAAGCGUCAUUUAGACAGAGCUGCCUUGAUGGUUUUCUGGGAAAAAUUGGACAAGCAUAUAAUGCAGUUCAAACCUCAUCUGAGAUUUUGAAAAAUCCGGAGGUCGAUUUUGUUCGUUUUUGUAUUAUCGAAUUUUCGUUCUAGUAUUUGGAAAUUGAAUUUCGUUGCGUUAAAUUGAAUUAGUUUUGUUUCUGCAUCAAAUAUUUCAUUUGUAACUUAGUUGAAUCUUUCAAUGUACAAUGUAUUAUAUUGAAAUAAAUAAAUGACGUUUGACUGAUAA